Exophiala mesophila is the source of this 309-nucleotide messenger RNA. RefSeq lists its product as uncharacterized. Gene Ontology annotation, molecular function: catalytic activity. The record is from RefSeq and is a predicted model, not a curated record. NCBI's taxonomy places the organism in Eukaryota, Fungi, Ascomycota, Eurotiomycetes, Chaetothyriales, Herpotrichiellaceae. Bases 1 to 309 code for a protein of 102 amino acids. The transcript is spliced from 2 exons.
AUGGCGUCUACGGGUGGAAGCGCGCUCAGCACCUGUCUAUGUCUGCAUGCUGAGGAAAACGCGUUGCUUGAGGCGGGUCGUGAGAGGAUCCGCGAGGGCAGUGUCUUUGUCAAGAUUGCGCAGGUUGGUGUCAAGGAGGUGGUCUUUAGUCAGAGUUACAACAUGGACGAUGCGAGUCGAAGGGUCUUGAAAGAGGCAGGCGUCGAGUUAAGGCAGUUCAGUCCUCCGAGCAGUGGCCUAGUGGGUUUCUCGGGCGUCUUGGACGGUGACAACUUAGGAAAUGAAUUGGUCGUCGUCAAUGGCAAGUAG